Egretta garzetta (little egret) is the source of this 2039-nucleotide messenger RNA. It is a transcript of the gene COPS8, whose product is annotated as COP9 signalosome subunit 8. Bases 225 to 701 code for a protein of 158 amino acids. Gene Ontology annotation, biological process: COP9 signalosome assembly; protein deneddylation. The transcript is spliced from 8 exons. Gene Ontology annotation, cellular component: COP9 signalosome. NCBI's taxonomy places the organism in Eukaryota, Metazoa, Chordata, Aves, Pelecaniformes, Ardeidae. The record is from RefSeq and is a predicted model, not a curated record.
AGUGACUUCUGAGUUUUCAGAUCUUGUUACCACAGCAAUUGAAGAGAAAGAGCUGUUCCAGUGUGUGAUCACUUGCCAUACAGAACUUCAGUGUUGAUAAAACAGCUUUGCAGUGGAAAAUAUAAUCCAUAAAUGGAAGGAGUCCCUAUUUCCAGGCCCCUGGAGGAAUUGCAACACCCCUUGUUUAUGGCCAACUUCUAGCUUUAUACCUGUUGCAUAAUGACAUGAAUAAUGCACGAUAUCUUUGGAAAAGAAUCCCUCCUGCUAUCAAAUCUGCAAAUGCUGAACUUGGUGCAGUUUGGUCAGUAGGACAAAGAAUCUGGCAGAGAGACUUUCCAGGAAUCUAUACAACAAUCAGUGCACAUCAGUGGUCUGAGACUAUUCAACCAAUCAUGGAAGCACUUAGAGAUGCAACUAGGAGACGAGCCUUUGGACUGGUUUCUCAGGCAUAUACCUCAAUAGUUGCCGAUGAUUUUGCAGCCUUUGUUGGGCUUCCUGUAGAAGAAGCUGUGAAAGGUGUAUUAGAACAGGGCUGGCAAGCAGAUUUUUCAACUCGUAUGGUAAUGCCUAAAAAGCCAGGUGUGCUGGAAGCUUCCUUUAACAGAUUUAUUCCUUCAUCAGAACCUGCUCCGGUUCCACCAAUUCCAAAUGAACAGCAGUUGGCCAGAUUAACUGACUAUGUGGCCUUCCUUGAAAAUUGAUUACCCUGCUCCUGUAUUCAGAACAACUUAGGAAUCCUAUGUGCUGACAGUUCUAGAAAUUUAAGAUGUAUUUUAUUUUGUAUCUGUUAAACAUUGCAGCAUCCCCUACUCAAAUGUGUGAAUUAUACAGUGUGUGUUAUCCCAAUUCAUGUUUGCCAAAGCCGAGCUAGCAAUUGAAACAAUCCUUUAACUCCUGUAAUAUUUAUUCAGUAGGUACACAGCAGUAUUACACAGUAAGUUUUUUCAUUGACUCACAGCAGAGGGGCAGAACUUCUUUCAAGUAUGUUAGAAACGGGGAAGAAAGUGAUGAAGCAGGUUAGCUGUGUUGAGGGAUUUAUGCUAGUAGGUUAUGUGCUUCUAUGAGGAGUACUGCAGUGCUACUCUCAGAUAAAUUGGAUGUUGGACUAAAGUACAGAGUGGAAGACUACCCUACCUGUAUCUGCAGGAAAAUAUUUUGAUGAAACAGUAACUUAAAAAAGAAAAUUCUUCUGGAAGUAUUUGUGGCAUAUUUAUACCUGAUCUUUUUUCUUGUUGGUCUUUCUGGAUUGUUAUAUCUUGUUCUGAUGUGAGAAUUUUCACAUUGGGCAUAUUUCUACAACAGACUAAUUGGAGUAUUUAAGAAAGGCAAAUCUUCACUUUGAGGAAGAAUUUUUACUUUUGGAAGGCUUUGAGUGAUGUAGCCCACCAGAUAUUUUGCUGGGUAACCAUACACCUUCUUGAGGCCUGUCAUGUCUUGGUUCUUUUCAGUACACUGGGCCAGGAUCGACAAACAACAACUCUUAACUUUCUUUAAGCUUUCUGGAUUACCUCUGCAGUUACUGGAGAGGAAUUUAAAAAUUAGAGUAUGUGUCCCUGAGUAGAGACCAGUUGGGAUGGGGAUGAUAUGUAAUGCUGCAAUGUCAGUUUGAGGAGUAUGUUUUCUGUAUCAGCACUGCUGUGUUAAUCUUUGAGAGUGCAAGCAUGAAAGAUUACUUGUGUUCCCAGGCUUCUUAUUUGUAUUAUGCUGGUAAAAAAAGUUAUGGGAAAAUAGUGGUGCUUUAAAGGGCAGUGCAUGACUUCAUUUGCUUCUCUCCCCUUUUCAACAUCCUAUUCAGUGGUUUCAUCAAAGAUGGCAAGUGUGCUGUAUGUUGUGAUUGUUUUUUCCAGUGUGCACUACCUACUGUACAUUCUCUUGUUAGGGAUGUGUUAGCAGGGAGGAAUUAUAAACUGUGCACUGCUGCUUUGAGAGCUCCCUUUAUAUGCAAACACUUACUCCAAAUGAUUAUUUAUUUGAAACCCACCUAAGACUUGGAUUUCUGAAUUUAUCUUCAGUGAUAUUAAAGAACAUGUUUACACUGA